Molecule: messenger RNA, 2037 nt
Organism: Mytilus trossulus (common blue mussel)
Lineage: Eukaryota; Metazoa; Mollusca; Bivalvia; Mytilida; Mytilidae
Product: heat shock 70 kDa protein 12A-like
Exons: 5
Coding region: 146-1885 (579 amino acids)
Molecular function (GO): ATP-dependent protein folding chaperone; ATP binding
Source: RefSeq, a predicted model, not a curated record
UUUUAAAGGUCUAGUUUAUUUUGUAUUCGUUGAAUGAACAGUUCCAAGAAUUUCUUGCAUUUUGGAAAACAAAGCGGUUAGAGAUAUUGCAUUGACAUUUAUUAUAGCUCCUAAGUUUCGGUUUUCCUAAUCACAAUAGAGAAUAAUGCAGAAGAAAGGAGAUCAUCUUUUGGUGGCUGCUAUAGACUUUGGUACAACUUAUUCCGGUUAUGCAUUUUCAAUGAGACAUGAAUUUAAAACAGAUCCUCUUAAAAUACAUGCAAAUCAAGCUUGGAAUUCUGGUGGAAGGGCUCUUUUGUCCCUUAAAACGCCAACAUGCCUACUGUUGAACAACAAAAAGGAGCUGGACUCAUUUGGAUAUGAGGCUGAAAACAAGUAUGCUGACAUUGUGAUGGAUGAUGAACAGGACAACUACUACUACUUUCAACGCUUUAAAAUGAAUUUACACAAUAACACGAAAAUUAAAAGUCACAUGGUUCUGGAAGAUAUUAGUGGAAAAUCUGUGCCUGCCAUAGAUGUGUUUGGUUUGUCAAUAAAAGCACUUGUAACUCAUCUCACAGAUAUAUUAGACAAACAAGGAACUGGAAUGGAUAAGUCAGAAAUACAAUGGGUACUUACUGUGCCUGCAAUUUGGACUGAUGCUGCUAAGCAGUUUAUGCGAAAAAGCGCUGCUAAUGCAGGAAUACCAGAAGAUUGUCUGAAAAUUGCACUUGAACCCGAAGCUGCGUCCAUUUUCUGCCAGUAUAUUCCCACAAAGAAACUACAUGGAGCUGAUGAUGGUUUUACAAUGACCGAACCGGGUUCAAAAUAUAUGGUAGUUGACUUAGGAGGAGGUACUGCUGAUAUAACUGUCCAUGAAAAACUGGCAAAUGGCCAGCUGAAAGAAUUAUGUAGAGCUGCUGGAAAUGAUUGUGGGGGUACCUCAGUCGAUGGGCGGUUCUUUCAGAUGCUUGUAAAAAUUUUUGGAGGUCCAUUAAUGAAAAAGGUAAAAGAUAAAGACCCAUCUGCUUAUCUGGAUCUUUUCCGAGAAUUUGAAACCGUGAAAAGAACAAUUACACCUGAAAGGGAUUCAAAAGUAAACAUAACUAUACCGUUUGCUUCCCUUGAUGCGCAAUGUAAAACUGUUCUUGGAGAAAAUCUUGUUGAUGUACUUGGUUCGUCACCAUACAGCAACCAGUUAACCGUUCGCGGGGACAAGAUGCGAGUUGAAGCCGAUCUAAUGAGGUCUCUAUUUCAACCCACAAUUGAAAGCAUCAUUUCGCUGAUGAAAGAAAUUUUGCGAAAUAAAACAGCUUCCGAUGUUUCUCAGUUACUACUUGUUGGUGGAUUUUCAGAAUGUAUGCUAAUACAGGAUGCUGUUAAGCGGAACUUUAAGAACAAGAGGGUUAUCAUUCCAGAAGAGGCGGGUCUAUCUGUUUUGAAAGGGGCCGUACUAUUCGGACAUAGACCAGAAUAUAUUCGGUCACGAAUAAUGCGGCUUUCCUAUGGUGUAGGAACUCGCUGUAUUUUCGACUCAAAUAUUCAUGACAAAAAAUAUCUUAUAGAAAACGAAAACCCACCUAAAUGCACCAACAUUUUCGGCCAAAUUGUUGAGAAAGACCAAGAAGUAUCAUUAGGUGAGAAAUUUACCACAAGUCAUUUGACUGUCCUUCCUAUGCAAAAAGAAAUGCCAUUGCAAAUAUACGUAUCUACAGACAAAUCGCCAAUGUAUAUCGAUGAAAGUAGCUGCACCUUUCUUGGAUCAGCAACAAUAAAGUUUCCUAAUCCAACUAAAGAUACAAGGGAGGUCAAUGUUGAAUACAUAUUUGGAAAUACUGAAAUUGGCAUGACAGCGGUGGAUGAAAAGACUGGGACAAAAAUAAUCGCGUCAUUCGAUUUAAUCUGACAUUUAUUUAUUUUCAUUCACACUUAUGUAUGAUCAUAUUCCACCGGUAGCCAAGAAUGUCAUAGCAAAAUGAUAUAACAGGACUUCUAUUAGUUUAUGUUUUAUAAUAAUAUCAUUUAGCAUUUGUCAUUCCUAAUAAAGUUUGUCUUUUU